Cryptococcus deneoformans JEC21 is the source of this 925-nucleotide messenger RNA. RefSeq lists its product as hypothetical. The record is from RefSeq and is a predicted model, not a curated record. Bases 1 to 753 code for a protein of 250 amino acids. Gene Ontology annotation, molecular function: protein binding. The transcript has 5 exons. NCBI's taxonomy places the organism in Eukaryota, Fungi, Basidiomycota, Tremellomycetes, Tremellales, Cryptococcaceae.
AUGGCGCACGCAACCCCCCACCCGCCACCGGGGGCCGCCCCCCCCGUCCCGCUCAGCGCAGCCCACCUCAGCCUGCUCGACGCCCUGCCACACAGCCACGUGGCCCACGCCCUCAAGACCGUCGCCGUCCCCGCCAACGCCCCCCCGGACAUCGCCGGCAAGUCCUUUGCACUCGUCGUCUGCAGCCUCCACGACCAGCAAAAGUGCGACCAGUGCGCAGUCGACUUUAGCCCCGUCAACUUUCUCCAUCAGUUCCUGCGCUUUGCCCCCGCCGAAGCCAUCCCCCCGCCGCCCAACGUCGCCCCGCCCCCGCAGCGGGCUCAGGCCGUCACCAACCUCAAAGAGGCCGGCAACAAUGCGUUCAAGGCCCAAAAGUUUGACGUCGCGUCGCAGUUCUACUCGAAAGCCACCGACGCCGCUCUCAGUCGCCCGCCUUGGGAGCCGGCCGCGCUGGGAAGGGAAGAAGUGGCCAUCACUCUUUGCAACCGCUCUGCCAGCAAUGCGUUUUCUGGGAAAUGGGCGGCUGCUCUUGCCGAUGCGCAGACUGUCAUAAACCUCAAGAGGCCGUGGACAAAGGGACACUUCCGGAAAGCACGCGCUUUGGUCGGGUUGGAGCGGUACGAGGACGCAAAGCAGGCCGUCAUCGAUGGGUUGCAGUACGAGCCUAAUGACAAGGAAUUGAACAACUUUCUCCAAGAGAUUGAAGAGAAAAUAAAGGAAGCGGACGCAGCCUUCCCAGACACCAUUCAAUGAAAAAAGAAAAAGAACGGCUCAUCAUUGUACCAUUCAUCUAUGUAUACCCUACAGGUUCCUUCUGGUAGUCCUUCUGUAGCUGCAAUUCAUCGAGUAAUCCAUCUCAUGGUCUUAAUCGUCCUCGAUUACAGUAAGCGAGCUAUGGAUAGAGUAUGUGGUGACACAAGACGAC